Molecule: messenger RNA, 1787 nt
Organism: Brassica oleracea var. oleracea
Lineage: Eukaryota; Viridiplantae; Streptophyta; Magnoliopsida; Brassicales; Brassicaceae
Product: AP2-like ethylene-responsive transcription factor PLT2
Exons: 9
Coding region: 90-1787 (565 amino acids)
Biological process (GO): regulation of DNA-templated transcription
Molecular function (GO): DNA binding; DNA-binding transcription factor activity
Source: RefSeq, a predicted model, not a curated record
GAAAGUACAAGUUUGCGACUGUGUUGCAGCCAUACAUAGAGAGGAAAACAAGAUCUCUUCCCGUCUAUCCUUGAUAGGAAGGAAAUAUAAUGAAUUCUAACAACUGGCUUGCCUUUCCUCUAUCACCAACCCAUUCUUCUUUGCCUCCUCACAUCCACUCCUCACAAACCUCUCAAUUCAAUCUCGGCUUGGUCAACGACAAUAUGGACAACUCUUUUCAAAACCAAGAAUGGAAUAUGAUCAAUCCACACGGUGGAGGCGGAGAAGGAGGAGAGAUUCCAAAAGUGGCUGAUUUCUUAGGAGUUAGCAAGUCGGACAAUCAUCAAGCCGACCACAACCUCGUACCGUACAACGACAUUCAUCAAACCAAUGACUCAGAUUACUACUUCCAAACAAAUAGUCUGUUACCUACCGUUGUCACUUGUGCCUCUAACACUCCUAGUAACUAUGAGCUUCAAGAGAGUGCCCACAAUUUGCAAUCUCUCACCCUUUCAAUGGGAAGCGCCGGAGACGCCGCUGCCGCAGCGGCGGCCGUUAAAGCCUCGCCUGCUGAGACCAGCGCGGAUAAUAGUAGUAGCACUACUAACAUAAGUGGAGGAACCAUCGUUGAAGCUGCACCGAGACGGACCGUGGAAACUUUUGGACAACGAACCUCUAUCUAUCGUGGCGUUACAAGACAUAGAUGGACCGGUAGAUAUGAAGCUCAUCUUUGGGAUAAUAGUUGUAGAAGAGAAGGACAAUCAAGGAAAGGAAGACAAGUCUACUUAGGUGGGUAUGACAAAGAAGAGAAAGCUGCAAGAGCAUAUGAUUUAGCUGCACUCAAAUAUUGGGGCCCCUCUACUACUACCAACUUUCCGAUUACUAACUAUGAGAAGGAAGUUGAGGAGAUGAAAAACAUGACGAGACAAGAGUUUGUGGCUGCUAUUAGAAGGAAAAGUAGCGGAUUCUCGCGUGGUGCAUCGAUGUAUCGAGGAGUAACAAGGCAUCAUCAACAUGGAAGAUGGCAAGCAAGGAUUGGCCGAGUUGCUGGAAACAAAGAUCUCUACUUGGGAACUUUCACCACAGAGGAAGAAGCAGCAGAAGCAUACGACAUAGCUGCAAUAAAGUUUCGAGGUCUAAACGCGGUUACGAAUUUUGAGAUUAACCGCUACGAUGUAAAAGCUAUCCUAGAGAGCAACACACUUCCUAUAGGAGGUGGUGCAGCUAAACGGCUCAAAGAAGCUCAAGCUCUAGAAUCAUCAAGAAAACGUGAGGAAAUGAGAGCCCUCAGCUCAAAUUUCCAUCAGUAUGGCGCAGCGAGCGGCUCUAGCUCUGGGCUUCAGCUUCAGUCUUACCCACUAAGCAUUCAACAACCUUUUGAGCAUCUUCAUCACCAGCCUCUACUUACCCUACAGAACAACGAUGUCUCACAGUAUAAUACUAACGUUCAUGAUUCCUACAGUUACAUCCAGACGCAGCUUCAUCUUCACCAACAACAAACCAACAAUUGCUUGCAGUCUUCUAGUCACAGCUCGCAACUCUACAAUGCUUAUCUUCAGAGAAACCCUGGUUUGCUUCACGGAUUUGUCUCUGAUAAUAACAACGCUUCAGCGGUUUAUGGAAACAAUGGGAUUGGUAUUGGGUCAACCUCCACAGUAGGAACAUCGGCCGAGGAAGAGUUUCCCACGGUUAAAGUUGAUUACGAUAUGCCUCCUUCAGGUGGAGCCACAGGGUAUGAAGGAUGGACUAAUGCAGAGCAUGGUCAGGGGUCAAAUCCAGGAGGUGUCUUCACAAUGUGGAAUGAAUAA